UUGUACACAAAACAGGUGGUAGGAGGCUGGCAUCGUCGCAGUCUUUCUUGACGGCCAAGAGGAGACGGUCGUCGGUACUUUAUACAAGUAUAUGUAAAUUGUGCGCUUAUGUGGACCAACACAAACAGUGCCCAAAAUUAAACAGUGGGUGUAUAGUACCUAAAUAUUGAAAUUACUAUUUAGGGGUACACUUCAUAAUUACGAUGACUAAAAUUUCGCCUGCGCUUCUGAAGCAGCUAUGGCUGACGUUUGGCGCAUCGCUGUCAUUCUUAAUCAUUGGCCUGGUGAGGGGCUACUCCGCUUCUGCAAUCCCCUCCAUCGAGGCCAUCGAUCCAGAAAUAAUACAGAGCAGUGAACAGAAGUCAUGGAUAGGUGCUAUUCCUCCACUGGGCGCUUUCCUUGGCAGCAUGAUCUCUGGAACGUUGAUGCAGCGUCUGGGUCGCAAGCGCACGUUACAACUCACCUCUCCCAUCUGGGUCGCCUCCUGGCUGAUCUUGGGUUUCGCCAAGUAUUACCCGUUACUGCUUGUCGGCAGAAUGAUCACCGGCGUCGGAGUCGGCUUUGUAUUAGCUACAGCACAAGUCUAUGUGAGUGAGUGCUGUGACCCCGAGAUUCGCGGCCGCUUGGGGUCACUGCCGACCCUUUCCAUGUCCUUGGGGAUCCUGAUAUCAUACGUGGCCGGGAGCUGGCUGUACUGGAGAUACCUCGCUUUCCUUUCUGCCGUGUUUUGUGUGGCAUUGUUCGUGGUUCUCCUGCCACUCCCGGAGUCUCCCGUGUGGUUGCAAUCCAAAGGCCUGGACGCUUCGGAGUCCAUCAAAUGGCUGCAUCUAUCAGCUCGAGCCACUGCGGUCGUCAAGGAAGACAACCAGGAGAAAGCAGAAGACUCUGCCAGUCCUCCGAACCUGUUCUCCCGCAAGGUGAUGUUUUCGCCGGUGGUGCUAAAGCCCAUGAUCAUCGGAUUCGCCUUGCUGUUGUUCCAGCAGUACAGCGGUAUCGACGCCGUCAUAUUCUUCACUGUAGAAAUCUUCAGAAAAGCAGGUAGCACGCUGGACGCGAUGACGGCCACUAUAAUAAUCGGCGCGGUGCAGCUGGUGAGUAACGGCGUGAGCACGCUGCUGGUGGACCGCGCGGGGCGCCGCCCGCUGCUGCUCGUGUCCUCCGCCGUCAUGUGCGCCUCCAUGGCCUCCAUGGGCGCCUCCUUCUACUUCCAGCUCAAGGAAGCCGCCUGGCUCGGCUACCUGCCCAUAAUCUCGCUGGUGGUGUUCAUGCUGGGCUUCUCGCUGGGUUUCGGCGGGCUGCCGUUCCUGCUGCUGGGCGAGCUGUUCCCGGCGCAGUACCGCUCGCAGCUCUCCGCCAUGGCCAGCGCCGUCAACCUCAUGUCCAUGUUCUCCGUCAUCAAGUCUUAUCACGCUCUCGAUCAUGUGUUGACAUCAGCGGGAACAUUCUGGCUGUACUCAUGUUUCUGCGCGCUCGCUUUCUUCUUCGUUUUGUUCAUGGUACCGGAGACUAAAGGUAAGUCGUUGGCUGAGAUAGAAGAGCACUUCCGCGGCAAGAAGACCACGAGCGAGAAGGAGAAAGUAGAGAAAAUAGAGGUCGUCAAUAUGCAGACGGUAUUGUAAAUUUAGCAUUACAAGUUAUAUUAAUUAAAUGGUGAGAUUGUGUUUCAUACUUCGAUUGGAAAGAUACGAAGACGGAGCAAAGGUCAUAAAGCACUCAAUAUAUCAAUGUGGAUAUAUUUGUGAUGUUGUUCAAAUAGAUUGUCUAGUUUUGAUUAGAACCUUUUAUUUCUGAUCUAAAGGAAGCUUGAAUUUUACCGUUUACCAGUUGAUGAAAAAAAAAAUUUUCAGUAAUUUAGCUUCUGUUGUAAUGGUGAAAACAUUAGUCUAGAUUCGUCUAGAACAUUUAGAUCACUUGAUACAUGAAAUGGUUUUAUUCGACCUUAUGCGUAGAGCGCCACCUUCAGAAACAAAUUUAGCAAUCAUUAUUUCAAUGUAUUGCUCUCUCAGUUUGAAAGAAACAUUGAGAAUAUUAUCUCUUUAGGUAAUCCUCCAAAACUAAUAGAAGUUCGU
This is a messenger RNA of Trichoplusia ni (cabbage looper), 2069 nucleotides long. Its product is annotated as facilitated trehalose transporter Tret1-like. The transcript has 9 exons. Gene Ontology annotation, cellular component: membrane. The record is from RefSeq and is a predicted model, not a curated record. Gene Ontology annotation, molecular function: sugar transmembrane transporter activity. Gene Ontology annotation, biological process: transmembrane transport; carbohydrate transport. Bases 204 to 1619 code for a protein of 471 amino acids. Lineage: Eukaryota; Metazoa; Arthropoda; Insecta; Lepidoptera; Noctuidae.